UGCGGCGAGCGAAGGGGAGGGCUGGGCGGCGCCCUCUCGCGCAAGGGGAACGCCUGAUGCCAGGAUGGGAUUUCCUGGGGACGGCCUUCGACGGGGCACAGCGCCUUUUGCGCCCGCAGUCUGGGGUUUCCCGGGAGUCUGGUGAGCGAUUGCGAGCCUUCCUGGGCGGGGGGGGGGGGCUGGUUUCUCGGGGGUGGGAAGUGGGGAGGAUCGGGUUGCUUUUCAGGGUUGGGUGGGGGGAGUUGCGACGGAGAAACAAUAGGAAGGGGGCAGGAAUCGCGCUCUGCAGUCGCCUGGAGCGCUGCAAAAAAGGGGGGAUGGGGGAGGUUGUUGCUUGAUCCUCCCCCCUCCGUGGUCUUCUCAGCCUGCACUGCGAUCUCUUUGGGGGCCAUUGCACGGAAACGCGCCCCAGGACUUUGUUUUCCUUUCCCACGCACCCCCUCCUUUUCCAACCCCCCCCCCCAUCUCAGUAAUCCAUGCAUGCAGCGCUGUGGGGCUGGAAAGAGGGGCGGGCAGGGGUUUCGUGCCACCCCCCUUCUCAAACUGGGGUAGCAGCUGCUUUAGGAAGGCGAGAAGAGUCGUUGCACUGCGUUUCUAGGGACCGAUCCUCCUCCUGCGGGUGGCUUUCCUUGAUCCCGUCUCCGGCGAUCUGUGGCUUCCCUUCUCCCUCUAUAGGGGGUGGGCGUGCAUUGUAAGUAUCGGUUUCAUAUUUUGCUCACCCAUCGAGCUGGUUUGUUUGCUUUCCCCCCACCAUCUGGUCUGCUUUUUCCUUUCACAGUGACUCAUUCUCUUUGAACUGCCGUAGCUGGCGGAAGCCGCAAUUUUACAUGGCGGGGUCAACCAGCAGUAGGGAAGUUUUGCAGCUGGCUGCCUUGUGGCUUGCGACCAGGGCAAGUGAUUCAGAGGACACGCUUGCCCUAAGCGGGGUGCAGAACAAAACAAAUGGCUAGCCACGGACAUGCGAAUAGGCCUUCUGCAUUCGUUCCAUAUUUAACUCGCUGUUACGACCUCCUGCCCUAUCAGCCUAGUUUAUCUCAGAGGGUUCUAUAUUUUUAUUUUAUUUACUCUAGCUUUCUGAUCGUUUUGGUUGCCUUUUUCCACACCUUUUCCAGCUUUACAUGCACGUUGCCAACCACCCUGUGCUAGCCUAGCUUUAUUUACUGCGACUAAUACCUAUGCAAUUAUCUUAAUGACUGGUGUUAUGUUUACUGUAACUGUAGAAAGUUCCACAGGCUAUACUAUAUGUUCUGAGGAACUACACAUUCAUGAUUGAUUGAGUGUGUAGCAAUAAUUGUUUUCCCCUACAUUGAAACAUAUUUAGAACAGAGAGUGGACAUGAAAUCUUGAUUCUGCAUCUCUCACUAGCAGGUUUUCAGCUCAGCAAAGUGUGUUUUGGUCUUCUGGAUGGCCCAGGUUGAUGGAAAUUAUGUUCCAGAACUUCAGAGGUCUGAGGAUGGGGAGAUCCCAAGGGGAACAAUCUUUUCAGGUGAGAAAUUGGGCACAAUCACACUGUAUUAUUUAUUGAUGAAAAAUUAUAAAGCUCAUUUCCCCACUAAUUCACUUCAGAUUGACAGAUUCACUACAUUUCUCUUAAAAUAAGUUAAUAGAAUCAUUGCCACAAGGGAAUAUUCACUUAUUCAGAUUUUUGGAACACACUUUGUAUUGUAGUCCUAUUACAGAAAUGUUAGUCUACUAUACACCUCAGGCACACACAAUCAUUCUUUUUGUGUUGUUGUUGUUGUUGUUACUAAUUCUCAUUUUUUAUUAUUAGAUUUUACACUUGUCCUUCACCCAUAUAUAUAUCUAUAUAUCUAUAUAUAUCCCUGGUGUCAAAGGCCAAAGUAAAUAAGUGCAUGUUCAGCAUAUGACUGUAUAUCCUGUACCCAAAAGUGAAUCCCUCCUUUCAUUUGGCUGAAUAAAUACUUGCACAGGUAUGUGUGUCUGUACUUUGUGCUCCAAACCACCUCCCAAAACAUACUCUGUGACCGGGAUGCUUAUACUCUGAAAUCAAUGAAUUAUGCAAACUAUGCAUAAAUACUAAGUUUUACAUAAUUUCUUCUGUUUCUGGGGUGGAAGCUUUGCAAAAAGUUGGAAUUUUAGAUUGAGAAGUGAAGAAACACUGGGGGGAAAUUAAAUGAGGAAAUGGAGAUUCUUCUUAGCUCCUUUUCAAAACUAUGAGCAGUAGAAACUUAGUUUUUGCUGGUUGUUGCCAAAUUCAGUGCUAGACAGCAAAUGCAAAGGUUUCAGCUGAAGCCCAUAACUUGUUUUUAGUAUCAGUCUUCAGCCCUGGAACAUGUGUGGUAUUAUUAGACGACCUUUGAGUAUAUGUAUGUUCAUGUUCCAUUGAAUAUUAUGUUUACUUACAUGUUAUUCUUACCCUUAUCCUCACUACAGUGAGGCAGGUUAAGCUGAGAGAGAGCAAUUUGAUCAGCCACCCAGUGAGCUUUGCAGCUGAGUGUAAAUUUGACCCUCGAUCUCCCCGGUCAUAGUCCAUCCCUAAUAAUUACGUAACAGUUGUAUACAACUGGGAAUAGGGAUAUCAGGAGUGGUUUCUGUGGUAGCAGCCCCAGCAUCUCCCCUUACCACCCACCCACCUACAGUUCUUAAACAGGGCAUCAAUCUAACGCUCAAUUUCCUGGUUUCUGCUGAUUGGCUGUUUGUCACAUGACAGAACCCUGAGCAGAGAGAACAACUGGUCUGACGUAGCCUGGGAAUUCCUAAUCUCUGGUGGCAACUUGUCCUCAAUACGGGCAGGGAGCCAAGCUUUUUAAAGUACAUAUGGGGCUGAGAUGCUUACAAUAUUCUCCACACAGGUGACGGAAUGGUGAACGAGGAAGUGGCAUUUCUUCCUAAUGCGGCAGCUGCGGAAAAUGCCCCCCGAACCCUUCAGAACAUCUGUCGGGUAAACCCCCCGCCGCUCCGGCGUCGCCGCAGGAGAUCGAACGCGCCGGCCAUGGGGGGUUACAUCAAUGUGCUGGGCAUCUUAGAGGCCCCGCCAAGCUCCCCCCGGCGUGCGCCCGAGAAGCCGUUCCACUGCACCGAUUGUGGGAAGAGCUUCUCUCAGAGCUCCAACCUGAUUGAGCACCAGAGGAUCCACACGGGGGAGCGCCCCUUCACGUGCAGCGAGUGCGAGAAGAGCUUCAGCCGCAGCAGCACCCUGGUGGAGCACCAGCGCACCCACACAGGCGAGAAGCCUUACACGUGCCUGGAGUGCGGGCGGGGCUUCAGCCGCAGCUCCACCCUGGUGGAGCACCAGCGCACCCACACCGGCGAGACGCCCUUCCCCUGCCGGGAGUGCGGGAAGGCCUUCAGCCGCACCUCCAACCUCAUGAAGCACCUGCGCACCCACUCGGGCGAGAAGCCCUACACCUGCGCCCUGUGCGGCAAGUGCUUCUCCCUCAGCUCCAACCUGCUGAAGCACGAGCGCACCCACUCCGGGGAGAAGCCCUUCCCCUGCCUGCUCUGCGGGAAGCGCUUCAAGAAGAAGACCCACCUGGUGUCCCACCACCGGGUGCACACCGGCGAGCGGCCCUACCGCUGCGAGGAGUGCGGCAAGUGCUUCUCCCAGAGCUCCAUCCUGAUCGAGCACCAGCGCAUCCACACUGGCGAGAAGCCCUACAAGUGCGCGGACUGCGGGAAGGGCUUCUGCGUCAGCUCCAACCUCAUCAAGCACCAGAGGAUCCACACGGGCGAGAAGCCCUACACCUGCUCGGUCUGCGGCAAGGCCUUCCGCUACAAGCCGCAGUUCACCCGUCACCAGAAACAGGUGCACCCUGUGGAGGAGGAGCCGGUGGCCGCUCUCGCCUUGCACCCCUGGGCGGAGACGCCCCCUCUGCUGCAAAAUAUCUGAGAAAGCAGAGAGCAGGGCUGCCCUACGGUUUCUUUAUGAUAGUAGCCCCUUUCACUCGCUUCCUGUCUCUCCCUCUAGGCCCCUGUAGAGCUGUAUCCCAGGCCUCUUUGACUAGCUUUAGCUCCUUGGAACAAAAGAGCUUCUGAUCGGACCCUCUACUUCAUUCCUGCAUUGCAAGGGGUUGGACUGGAUGAUGAGGUCCCUCCCAGCUCUAUACUUCUAUGAUUCGACUCUGCACCCAUCAGAUCUCUUCUCCUUGCUUCCCUGAUCGUGACUGGCAGAGCUCAUCAAGGCCAUUUAUGUGCUUCGCCAUAGGUUGGGCAAAGGCUGAGCAUUCAAAUUAAGAGUCUGAGCACGCAGUGGUUGGCGCUCCAGUGCUUUCUCCCAAGUCCGGUGUUCACUGUCAUGGUUCUCCUGCCCAGCAUACAUAGCCAUGCUGCAGGUGUGUGAACAGUUGCACACCUCUGGAGAGUAGUACUUGCCUCCAGGUCACUAGGCAAAAAAAGCAUUAAUCAUAUGGAAGAGAGCUGGUUCUUUUUCUCCUGGAACUGACAGCAGAAAGUGGUCUGGCAAGCUAAUAAUCUCUGUGUGCUAACCUGCCAAUCUGUCCUACUAGUUGCCUAACCCCUGCUUCUAUGCUCUUCUCUGUCACUCACUUCAUCCCUCUGCCUCCUUACUCUUUAUUACUCCUGCAGAGUAUGCAGAAGUCUGUUUCACAGCCUGGCCCUGCUUCUCGAGACUUCUAGCUCGGCUUGCUGCAAAAGUGAAACUGGCAAAGGGCUUCUAUACGCUUUGCCUUCAAGCCAAUCAGUUUCAGCUCCCUGUGACAGGACAAAGGAGUGCUCCUCCUUUGUGUGCUGAAGCGCACAUCAUCCCGCCUUUGGAGCGAGGGGGGGAGAUCUUUGGACCUCCAGGGCUGUUGCUGAACUACAACUCCCAUCAGCCCCAGCAAACAUGGCCAACAGCCAGAGGUGCUGGGAGGGCCAAAGCUUCCACACACCUGCAUGAGAGCAAGGGUGUGGAACCUGCUCCCCCCCCCCAGUGUUGCUGGGCCACAGCUUCCAUCAUCCCCAGUCGUUGGUCAUGCUGGCUGAGGCUGUUGGAGUUCAACAUCUGGAAGGCUGCAAGGUCCUCAACGCUUCUUUAGAGGGAGCAGGGACAUUUGAGUUGGGAUUUCUUCAGACUUUCCUGGAGAGGCUCCAAGAUGAAUGUGACCUCCCUUUUGCUUUCUCUACGGUUCCCCCUCUGCAGCUUGCACUAGCGUCAAGUGUGGGCACUGUGGGGAGUCGGGUCAUUCCCCAUCCAUGAUGCCAAGGACACUACCGGCAACAAUGUGCACACAGCCACAUUUCAGAUAGCACUUCAGAUAACACUUCAGGUGGCCCCAUGAGCUGGGUAUGGAAUUGCAUGUUCCCAGUGACAAGCAGAUUUUUUUUUGGGGGGGGGGAAUGCAAUGUCCCCCUAACAAAAAGCGCUUCCCCAAGGAGUGAGGAGUUUGGAGCCCUCACACCAAAGGAGAAACUCAACACACAUUUGUUGUGCUGGUGAGCAUCCAGACUAUCCGGACAGUCCCCUAAGCUUGACUUAAGCUUCUCUCCUUGUCAGCAGCAAGGACAUUUUAUUAAGAGCAUUAAAAAAAGGAUGUAUUGCUACCUAAGGUCGUCAAGCAAUUCUGAAAGAGUUGUAGUGUGAGUCUGUAGCAGCCCUGGUCUCCUUUGGGAGGAAGGGCAGUCUAUAAAGAAAAAAAGAGGGAAAGAGCAUAAAGUUCUCAAGUACACUCAUACCACAAUAAAUCAAUUGGUUUUUAAAGUGCAACAUGCAACAGGCUCUUUGGUUUUAUUUUUUGACUGCCUUUGAGACGGUGUUUUUAUUCCAUGUAUCAACUGCCCUUGAGAAAAUCAAUUGUGAAGAAAUUGUGUAUACCUAAACCCCCUUCAUUGUAAGUUACCAAAAUAAAUGUUUUUCACCCAGUUGCUCAUCUUGACCAUCCUUUUGUCUAACUGUUUUGUGUAGGUGGAAGAGAGGAACAUCCAAAACAUGUGGAGAAUCAUACAAUUAUACAAAGCUGUCAUGUGUUCUCCCUUGUAAGACCUACAGUCACUGAGGACUCUUCCAUGAAGCAGCGCCAUUAUUUAUAUACACCACUUGAUCCAAAAUAGUUUUCUAAGUGGUAUGGAAGUAUAUUUAUUUAAGGCAUUUAUAUAACGCUUAAUUUGCAUUUCUAAGCAGCACACAUAAAAAUAAAUCACACAUGGUAAAACAAUUAAAAGUCAUCAUAA
Molecule: messenger RNA, 6129 nt
Organism: Podarcis lilfordi (Lilford's wall lizard)
Lineage: Eukaryota; Metazoa; Chordata; Lepidosauria; Squamata; Lacertidae
Source: the annotation of a GenBank genome assembly